AUGGAAAAGAGUCCAAAGUACAAGGAAGAUUAUAUCAAAUUCAUGGACAAUGUCUUUAGAGAUGGUGAUGCAGAAGAAACAAAUGCCACCCCAAAGGAAGGCAACACAUGGUACAUUCCGCACCAUGGGGUGUAUCAUCCUAGGAAGCCUGAGAAGAUUAGGGUCGUAUUUGACUGCUCUGCCAAAUGUGAAGGCACCUCUCUGAAUGACCACCUCCUCACAGGACCUGAUCUAACAAAUAAUCUGACUGGAGUGCUGUGUAGAUUUCGCCAGCAUCAGAUCGCGAUUAAUUGCGAUGUUGAGAAAAUGUUUCACCGCUUCCACGUAACCCCAGAAGAUCAGGAUUUCUUGAGGUUCCUUUGGUGGGAAAAUGGGAACACAGCAAGAGAGCCCAAAGAAUACCGGAUGCGAGUUCACAUAUUUGGAGCAGCAUCAUCGCCUGGAUGUGCUAACUAUGGCAUGAAAUACCUCGCCAGCAAAUAUGAGAAUGAUUACCCAUUGGCUGCAGUCUUCAUCCGGAAAAAUUUCUAUGUGGAUGAUGGGCUUAUCAGUGUCGAUUCAGUUCAAAGAGCCAACCAGCUUCUGAAUGAAGCACGGGAAGUCUUUAGUAAAGGACAGCUGCGCUUACACAAAUUUGUCUCUAACAACAGAAAGGUUUUGGAUGCAAUUCCAGAGAGUGAACGGGAAAGUGCAGUGAAGGAUGUGGACCUGAACUACAGCGAGCUUCCAAUGCAGAGUGUGCUGGGAGUGAAAUGGAGCAUAGAGACGGAUGCGUUCUCAUUCAAUGUCGUCCUCAAUGAAAAGGCAGCCACCCGGCGAGGAAUCCUAUCAACGGUAGCUAGUGUGUACGACCCAUUAGGAUUUCUCUCUCCCUACAUCUUGACUGGGAAAAGAGUGCUGCAAGAGGUGUGCAAACGAGGUGUAGGAUGGGAUGAACAUGUUCCCCUUGAACUGAAGCCAAAGUGGGAAACAUGGCUCCAUGACCUGAAAAAUCUUGAGAAAAUUCAAAUACCAAGAUGCUUCAUUCCUGAUCAGCUCAGCACAAUACAAAAAAUUGAGCUGCAUCAUUUUUCAGAUGCCAGCAACAAUGGCUAUGGGCAAUGUUCUUAUAUCAGGAUUGUUGCUAAUGAACAAGUACAUUGUGCAUUAGUCAUGGGUAAGGCCAGACUGGCACCCACAAGGGUGGUCAGCAUUCCACGCCUUGAGCUCACUGCAGCUACAGUCUCUGCUGCUGUGAGUAGUAUCCUUAGAGAAGAGCUGGAGCUGAAAAUAGACCAGGAGUUUUUCUGGACUGAUUCACAGGUGGUGCUCGGGUACAUCAAGAAUGACGCCCGACGCUUUCAUGUUUUUGUAGCAAAUCGCGUCCAGAAAAUAAGAGACACUACUGAUCCUAGUCAGUGGUUCUACGUCGAAACAAGCCAGAAUCCAGCCGACCACGCAUCUAGGGGUCUCAAGGUGGCAGACCUAAUAGAAUCAAAUUGGCUCAGAGGACCAAAGUUCUUAUGGGAACAAGAAAUUGUUUUUAGCCAAAGAUCCCCAGAGCUUCUUGUAGGUGACCCAGAGGUCAAAGUCCUGAAAACAGAUGCUGUUGAAAGAGACAGGAACAGGAUUUCAACUUACCUUGCAAGAAAGCAAUGUGACUUCCUGAUGAAUGUGCCUGAAGCAAGCCACAUGGGAGGCAUUUGGGAACGCCAAAUAUGGACGGUUAGGAGCGUGAUGAGUUCUGUUCUGGCACAGGCUAAAGGGAGACUGGAUGACACCUCUUUGAGGACAUUCUUCCAUGAAGCCAUGUCAAUUGUUAACAGUCGUCCACUCACAACAAACACAAUCAAUGAUCCUAAAGGUGUUGAACCUUUGACACCUAACCAUUUGUUCACAAUGAAGUCCAUUGUGCCCCUCGCGCCUCCAGGCAAAUUUGUCCGGGAAGAUUUGUAUGCCAAGAAGAGGUGGCGUAGAGUGCAGUACCUAUCGGAACAAUUCUGGAGCAGGUGGCGCAAGGAAUACCUGGUCAGCAUAAGCCUCAGACAACAGUGGCAUGUGCCCAGAAGAAAUGUGCAAGUUGGGGAUGUCGUUAUUGUCAAGGAUGACAAUAUUCCCAGAAAUGAGUGGAAGCUAGCCAGAGUUGUUGAGGCAAGGGCAGAUGGUGAUGGUCUUGUGCGAAAGGUCAAAAUUCAAAUAGGACAAAGUAAUUUAGGAAAGAAGGGUGAGCGCAUAACGCAACUUUCUUUACUUGAGCGUCCAGUUCAAAAAUUAGUGGUGCUAGUGGAGCAGAAUUCAUAGACUAGUAUCCUAAAACAUUAAACAGGAAAUAUUAAACUUUCAGACUAAGCUGUUCAAAACCAAGUGUCAAAAAUUUGUUGCUAAAUGUAUAGGAAAAUUACACGAUUUAUUCAGUUUAUUCAGAAUAUGGUUAAUAUAAAUCUUUGUAAUUUUGGUGGCAGUGUAGCUGUCGCUGAAAACAUGUAUGGGUCUUUUCUUUCUUUAAGCCUUUAAAGUAUUUAUUUGUUAUGUUGUUAUUACAAUAAUGCAAUGUAAAUAUUAAUAGUAAUUUGCCUAUGUGAGUUUUGUUUUACAAGGGUUGCAGAAAUAGUGACACCUACAGGUUAAACUAGUGAGCUGCAUUUAAUUUAAGUUACUGUGGUCAUGUGAUUAGCCUAACUAAUAGCAGUGCAAAAAUGUGCAUGCAGUUUUUUGGUGCUACGCUGUACACGGAGUUAGGUGCUAAAGAAGAGAAUAAUUAAACAGUAAAGCGUUACAGCAACUCCUAGAUUUCUGGUCGGAAGGCGCACACGUUUUUCAUGGUGUUUGACGGUGUUUGAAUGCGCUUAAGUUGUGAAGGAAUGCAAUAAAAGAAACGACAAACAUCAGUUGAAGCGUACGUUUUAAUCUGACCAGAAGAAUAAGUUUGGGAGCAGCUACAGUGAAAAACGUGGCCUACUGCCUUUGGUAAGGCAGUGAAGAAGAACGUAGGCCUAAUCUGGAAAAGCAGUGAAAAACCUGACCUGCUGCCACGAGCCACAGUGAAGGACAUACUGCUUCGUGAACUGCAGUGAAAAGGUAUUGUUUGGUGUGGUGUAAAACAUUGCCAUCCAUGGACAUGUACAACGUAGCCAUUGGAGAGUGAGCAACGAUCGCCAGCAUCCCAGGGAAUACUGUACGAGCCGCCCCUUGUGAAGUCUCCGUCCCGCACUCAACGUAAACGACCUGCCUACCCAUCCUGGCAUUCAUCCAACGUGACCUCGCGAGCUUCAGUUCAGCGUGAAGAUGGAACCCAGAAGAAGACGGUGCUGCAGCUGCCAAGAACGGCCACAGGGAAGCAACAACGCGACAUCUUUGGACAAUUGAGUUUGUGAACAUUCAUUACAUCUGGAUUCCAGGUCAGACUGUACAUUUA
This is a messenger RNA of Ictalurus furcatus (blue catfish), 3394 nucleotides long. RefSeq lists its product as uncharacterized. NCBI's taxonomy places the organism in Eukaryota, Metazoa, Chordata, Actinopteri, Siluriformes, Ictaluridae. The record is from RefSeq and is a predicted model, not a curated record. The transcript has 2 exons. The coding region runs from base 1 to 2280 and encodes 759 amino acids. Gene Ontology annotation, molecular function: nucleic acid binding.